CCUCUGCUUUAGCUCGUAUAAUAACAAUAUCACCGAUCCUUGGUUAAUAUGUAGGUAAGUAGAGUAUUGUUGGCGGUUUUUGGAUGUUUUUUAGAGGGUUUUACAGGCUGAAUAUAUGGCUGCAUUGUUAGCCGCCUCUUGCUAGAGUUUUUUUGUGAUUUAGAGUCAACAAAAGUGGGGAUUGGUAAUGAUAGGUUGGGUCUUUUUUUUUGUUGGAAUUUUGCCCAUGUAAUAAAGUGAUAGUAGUGAAUGUAAAAUCUUAAGAAUACAUUUUAUAAGCAGUACAGUCAACAAAAAGUGCCAUUUUUAUGCAAUAGAUGCUUCUAACCCAGUGGUUCUCAAACUGUGGUACGCCAAAGAAUCACUUCAUUGAAUAUUCAAAGACAGUGUUACUGUUCAAACUGCGGCACAAAAGCAAAAAUAUUAAAUAUACUUGUUAAAUAAAACCUCCCUCUCUUUUUUUUUUUAAUGAAAACUUUGGCCUACUAUGGAGAGCCGAGUGUUGGUGGAAAAAAAGGUUGUGAACCACUUUUCUAACCCAUGAGAGACUUUUGAAAAAAAUAGUCCAUCCAUCCAUUUCCUACCGCUUGUCCCUAGUCAAAUUGUGUAAACGUAUCAUUGCAUUUCCUUUGACGUAUGUUACCGGUCCUCUGACGUAAGCCCUCAGAAAAAAAGGGAAAAAAAAGAGCCACCAAAGUCACCCGGCAGACCCUCCGCCAUUGUCUCAUUGGCGCGCUCCACGCAGGAUCUCCCACGGAGCCGUCGGCACAUGUUUCUAGACGCUCCUCAGGUACGUUGGAAAAUAUCUUUUAACCUAUUUGUCGUAAUAUUUACCUUUUUUUUUUUGCAAGUCUAACGUGGGCGCGGAAGAAGUCACUUCUACGUGCGUAAUGCGCCAAAUUACGCACGGAUUUGGUUCAUUACAAAGUAACGCAAACCUAAUUGUAACCACUUUUUUAUUUUUAGUAACUUCUUUUAAAAUGAAACGUCUUGUUUUUUAUGUUUUAUGAGCAUUUGUACCACAUUUUAAUGCGUUUUAUGUAUUUGCGUAAUUGUGACAUUCAGUCCCUCAUUUGAUGUACAAACAUUUUUUUUUAAUGAACUUAUUCUUUACGCGCGUGCGCGCGCACACUGCUCGCACCCACGCACCCACGCAGGUCCUCCGUGCGUCCUCGCUGCGAGCGCAAGACCCGGCGCGGCCAUGACGAUCCACGUGGAAGGACUGGUGGCCAUCGCGGUCUUCUACCUGCUCAUCCUCUUCGUGGGCAUCUGGGCGGCGUGGAAGAACAAACACUCGGGGGAGGCGGAGGGCACGGACCGCAGUGAGACCAUCAUGGUGGGAGGCAGAGACAUCGGCUUGUUCGUCGGGGGAUUCACAAUGACGGCAACUUGGGUGGGAGGAGGAUACAUUAACGGCACUGCUGAGUAUGUUUAUCUCCCGGACAACGGCUUGGCUUGGGCACAAGCCCCCUUUGGAUACGCACUCAGUCUCGUGGUUGGCGGACUUUUUUUCGCCAAGCCCAUGCGCUCCCGAGGUUACGUCACCAUGCUGGACCCUUUCCAGCAGCUGUACGGGAAACGCAUGGGCGGCCUCCUCUUCAUACCCGCUUUAAUGGGGGAGAUCUUCUGGUCCGCCGCCAUCUUGUCCGCUCUCGGUGCCACGCUCAGCGUCAUCGUGGACAUCAACAUCAAAAUGUCGGUGGUCCUCUCGGCCCUCAUCGCCAUCUUCUACACGCUGGUGGGCGGACUUUACUCGGUGGCGUACACGGACGUGGUGCAGCUCUUCUGCAUCUUUGUGGGCCUGUGGAUCAGCGUUCCGUUCGCUCUGACCAACCCGGCCGUGUCGGACAUCACGGUGACGGCAGUGAGGGAAGUGUACCAGGCGCCAUGGAGAGGCAGCAUCAACAAGAGUGACACCUGGGUCUGGAUCGACAAUUUUUGCCUGCUGAUGCUGGGAGGCAUUCCUUGGCAGGUGUACUUCCAAAGAGUCCUGUCCGCGUCCUCCGCCACCUACGCACAAGUCCUCUCCUUCCUGGCGGCGUUCGGGUGCCUGGUCAUGGCCGUCCCCUCGGUUCUCAUCGGAGCCAUCGGGGCCUCAACAGACUGGAACCAAACCACAUACGGCGCCAUUCCUCCUAAGGACAAGGAGCAGGCGGACAUGAUCCUUCCCAUCGUUCUCCAGCACCUCUGCCCGCCGUUCGUCUCCUUCUUCGGCCUGGGCGCCGUCUCCGCCGCCGUCAUGUCGUCCGCCGACUCCUCCAUCCUGUCGGCCAGCUCCAUGUUUGCCAGAAACAUCUACCAGCUGGCCUUCAGACAGUCGGCGUCGGAUCGCGAGAUUGUGUGGGUGAUGCGCGUCACCAUCUUUGUGUUCGGCGGCCUGGCCACGGUGAUGGCGCUGGUCACGGGCACGGUUUACGGACUGUGGUACCUCAGCUCCGACCUGGUGUACGUCAUCAUCUUCCCUCAGCUCCUCAGCGUGCUCUUCGUCAAAGGCACCAACACGUACGGCUCGGUGGCCGCCUACUUUUUCGGCAUGGUGCUGCGCAUCGGCGGCGGCGAGCCCUACCUGCAGCUGCCGCCUUUCAUUUACUACCCGGGCUGGACCACGGAGCAGCGCAAGCAUCACAUCACCGGAGAAAUGGAGGACGUGGUCAUCCAGAAGUUCCCGUUCAAGACGGCCUCCAUGCUGGCCUCCUUCCUCGGCAACGUGGCCUUCUCCUACCUGGCCAAGUACCUCUUCGAGAGCGGCAAGCUGUCCCACAAGUACGACUUCCUCGACGCCGUGGUGUCCAAGCACAGCGGCGAGAUCAUGGAUAAGACCACGCUCGUGACUCGGGGAAACAACAUCGGGCUGUCGGAGAUGGCGCCCGUCAAGCCGCGGCUGAGCGUGACCCUGGCGGCCGCCUUCACGCGCCGCGACACGCUGCCGGCGGAAUUGGUGGAGGAGGAGGAGGAGGAGUCGAGCCCUGACUCCUCCCAUCACGAUGAAUAAAACAACAACUCAGGGUGUGAUUUUUAAGGCGACCGAAUCUGGUCAUGCUGUCAAUCAAAGACGAAGAGCCAAAGUCCUCUCACCGACAGUGAGGGACCACACGGACUGGAAUAACAUUUAGCGGGAAGUUGUGCAACUGGACUUUUUUCUUCUUCACCAAGAACUCUAACAACAGCGUCAUGUAGUUCAACAA
This is a messenger RNA of Nerophis lumbriciformis (worm pipefish), 3185 nucleotides long. Its product is annotated as high-affinity choline transporter 1-like. The record is from RefSeq and is a predicted model, not a curated record. Gene Ontology annotation, molecular function: choline:sodium symporter activity. Lineage: Eukaryota; Metazoa; Chordata; Actinopteri; Syngnathiformes; Syngnathidae. Gene Ontology annotation, biological process: neuromuscular synaptic transmission; acetylcholine biosynthetic process; choline transport. Gene Ontology annotation, cellular component: dendrite; axon; plasma membrane.